This is a messenger RNA of Brassica oleracea var. oleracea, 620 nucleotides long. RefSeq names its product histone H2B.10. Gene Ontology annotation, cellular component: nucleosome. The record is from RefSeq and is a predicted model, not a curated record. The coding region runs from base 53 to 478 and encodes 141 amino acids. Gene Ontology annotation, molecular function: structural constituent of chromatin; DNA binding; protein heterodimerization activity. Gene Ontology annotation, biological process: nucleosome assembly. NCBI's taxonomy places the organism in Eukaryota, Viridiplantae, Streptophyta, Magnoliopsida, Brassicales, Brassicaceae. The transcript has a single exon.
CAAAUCAUCAUCACAGCAAAAAUCUCACUUCCUUAAAACAAGAAACGUAACAAUGGCAAAGGCUGACAAGAAACCAGCAGAGAAGAAGCCGGCGGAAACCACCACCGCGGCGGCCGCAGAGAAGAAGCCAAAAGCCGGGAAGAAGCUACCGAAGGAUCCCGCCGUGGCCGGAGACAAGAAGAAGAAGCGGACCAAGAAGAGCGUGGAGACCUACAAGAUCUACAUCUUCAAGGUGCUGAAGCAGGUUCACCCCGACAUCGGAAUCUCGAGCAAAGCCAUGGGGAUCAUGAACAGCUUCAUCAACGACAUCUUUGAGAAGCUUGCCGGCGAGUCUUCCAAGCUUGCGAGGUACAACAAGAAGCCGACGAUCACUUCGAGGGAGAUUCAGACGGCGGUGAGACUCGUCUUGCCUGGAGAGUUGGCGAAACACGCUGUUUCUGAAGGUACCAAGGCGGUGACUAAGUUCACGAGUUCUUAGAUCUGGAGUGAGAUUUGUAAUGGUUUUAACUAGUAGUAGUCUGUUGUGUUGAGCAUUUGGUUAUUUUAUCAGGGUUUGUACUUUAGAAAAUUUAGUUUUUCUUGUAAUGGAAUGAAAUAUAUUAAGUUUUACUUUGUUUAAA